Molecule: messenger RNA, 1963 nt
Organism: Pisolithus orientalis
Lineage: Eukaryota; Fungi; Basidiomycota; Agaricomycetes; Boletales; Pisolithaceae
Exons: 3
Coding region: 112-1944 (610 amino acids)
Source: RefSeq, a predicted model, not a curated record
CUAGUCACUUAUAUUUCCGACAUUACCCGUGGCACAAUAUAGAGUCGGAUGAUUCCGAGCCGAGGUGGUGUUAUUACCCCGCAUCAGUGAACUGAUCCAUAUUGACUGGUAAUGACGGCGAGGACGAGUCAGAGCCAACGACGACUGUCAGUCCGUCGAGGGUCGGUGAGUGCGCCCGAUCCCCUUGGCAAGCAUGCCACUGUCAACGACGAUCCCAAUCGAUCGACGUGCUCGAAACUGACCAUCGUGCGUGUCGUCGAUCCAGCCCCAGCGUUGUGCAGCGCACCCGAGCCACCGACGUCUCCUGGUCUUCACCAUCGUCGCUCUUCCCGUCGGCACGGAAGCACAUCCUCGCAGUCGGGAAACGACAGCAGGCUCAGCUUCGCAAUCUCGUCGUUCGCACCGACCUCCCCCACUCAGGUCCAUCCACAGAGCCCUUCUUUCACUCCUCAGAACCAACCUGCUAGAGGUGGUUCUAGCCCUUCCUCUUCCCCGCGCCUUAGACCAAGUUCGCCAUCCAAUUUCACUCGUCGGCCCUCUACCUCCAGUUCGCCAGCCUUCUCGAGGCCAAACUUGUCCCCAGAACAGCUGGUGGAACUCGCCCGCCAAUCUCAUAAUCCCCGAUUUGUUCCACAAGUAUCAAAUCCAAUCGCCUCCCCCCCGUCGUUAACUCCUAACGCCCCUCCUCCAGCAACCUUCACACCCCUCCCACCUGGUGUCUAUCUCCCUUUCAUCGAUAGACCAUCAGAAGUAGCUGUCUUACUGUCCACCCCACCGACUGCAAAACUGUUUUCUCUCCUCGCCCAGACCUUCCCGCAGAGAGGUUCUAAGACCCAUGAAGAGAAUGUCUUUACCGCUGACCCUUCGGCUUGGAGCUUUGAAACGUUGAAACUCUGGCUUACCACCAUUGACCGUCCUGCAGCAAACGAUUCGCUCUGGGUCCGAAACGCCCGCAAGUGCAUCCUAGCGCACUCCGAGCUUAUAUGGGAACGUCUCAAGGGUGCCCUUGGUGUCCCCCCAGAGCUAGAAUUAGAGGAGGACGAAUAUAAUCAGUUGCACGAAGAUACUACACCUGACGUCUUACCUGCUGGUUUGGAGAGGGAAUUUGCCAAGGAUGAGGUCGAUGUGCCUGACCCUUCGGCAUCACCGCAUACACGGUUCCAAUCAGAGAACGUAAUCAUAGAACCCAUCAUUGCCACUCCGUCUUCCCAUCCUUUUGCUCUAUCAAACCUAUCGAACCCACCCCUCUUGAGUCUGGGCGGUUCAUUGGCACCAUCCGCAUCCAUGACUCAGGGCGAUGGUUUGCAGGAUAUCGGAGAAGAGGGAGAAGAAGAGGAAAACGUUGACGAUCAUACACCGCAAGAUGACUCCAAAACUGUGGAGCCUGAGCCUCAGAUACAUGGGCUCACCAUCUCAACCGAUCCUGUACCCUCUUCUCCUACGCGUGCAUCUUUGGGAUUAUCACUCCCUUCUAGCCCUGCCAUCAGUUCACCCGUGGCAGACGGGAAUGUCACAGAACCCAGUGGGCUGGAACUUCCUACUUCCCCUCUCCGCUAUCGCUCUAGAACGAAUUCGCACGGCUCAUUUUCGAAUUACAUGCGACCCACUUCGCGGUCGUCGGUACGCCGCGACGCUGGAUAUCAUUCGAGCACUUCCGACUUUGGGGAUUGUGACAGCGAACGCGCAUACGACCCCGUUGGCGACCGUGUGCCAGGCAACCCUCUCUUUCCAAGUAACUUUGCUCGUCUCGCGCUAGGUCCAACCUUGCGUGCCAAUAAUCCGUCGCUGCGAUCCUCGCAACCUGCUUCGGCCUGUCCUCGCUUCGCGCGUUGGACACCGGGUGGCCGCCCUCCCAGUUGGAUCGAAAGCUGGGACUCUGUCAAACAUGAAUAUGCUGCUACCGUCGCCAGCGGCAGCAGCGUCGGUGUUGGUGGCGGCGAGUAAAGCGUACCUGAUGAAAAAC